Messenger RNA from Rodentolepis nana, 339 nucleotides. The record is from the annotation of a GenBank genome assembly. NCBI's taxonomy places the organism in Eukaryota, Metazoa, Platyhelminthes, Cestoda, Cyclophyllidea, Hymenolepididae.
AUGGCAUUAGUUCAACCUAUCACCCCCUUAAUUAAUCUUGAUGUAAAAGCUGCACCUGAAUCAAGAACCACCCUUCUCAGUUUAGCCCUAAAGAGAAACCGUGAGCACCAAGGUCAGGAAGCACUCUCGCCUCUUGAUGCCAUUCGAUCACGCAUUAUGGAACAGAGAACUUUAUCCCACUCGAAGUCUCUUUCUUCAACCCCACCGCCCUCUAAUUCGAUUCUUCAAUCUGGCGAAAGUUGCGUUGUGAAUACUGUCGACACGGAAGACACUUUCUUUGUGUACCCCGAUAAAACAGUGGACGAAAUGCAGGAAGAUAAAGAUCUUAUUCAAAUAUAA